Messenger RNA from Naegleria gruberi, 1152 nucleotides. RefSeq lists its product as uncharacterized. Bases 1 to 1152 code for a protein of 383 amino acids. Gene Ontology annotation, biological process: retrograde transport, endosome to Golgi; phospholipid translocation. NCBI's taxonomy places the organism in Eukaryota, Heterolobosea, Eutetramitea, Acrasida, Naegleriidae. The record is from RefSeq and is a predicted model, not a curated record. Gene Ontology annotation, cellular component: trans-Golgi network; endosome. The transcript has a single exon.
AUGAAAGAAAGCCUUUCAACUAACACAUCAAUGGUGGUGCCAUCUGAUCGGAAGAGAUUAUUCAAGAGUGGAAGUAGAAGCAGUUAUUAUAUUGCUGCUAUUAGUUUGAUAUUUAUAGUUAGUGGAUAUAAGAAUUACGUAGAGGCAACAUCAUCAACAACAACAACAACAAAUACAUCUUCAUCGUAUGGUGUUGUAGAUUUUAUAAUUGACUUGGGAAUGGUGUUUGCACCAACUAUUGGUUAUUUUGAUCAAAUUCGUUUGAUGAUCAAGAAUAAUGAUUCAAAGGCUUUCUCUAGAUUUAUCAGUUUAAUUUUACUUUCAUCUAAUUUAUUGAGAAUUUUCUUCUGGUAUUUGAAACAAUUUUCUAUGGUUAUGCUUUUUCAAUCAAUUGUUAUGAUUUUAUGUCAAUUAGUUACGCUCUUUGUGGCUGUUAAAUAUGGAAAGGAAAAGAAGCGACAAGAAAAUGAAAGAAACGAUAAUGAAAAUCCUUCUGCAUUGAUGGAUAGAGAAAAUCCUAGAGAUUUUACAUCAUUAAUUCAAAUUGAUACAAAUCAAUUUUUAGAUCGUUUUUGGAAAUGGGAUGAUUUCUCUUACUAUUUGUGGACUAAUCUUUUUUUUAUAAUUUUUGUGCUAGUUAUUUCAUUAUUCUUUUAUCCAAUUUUCCCUGUGACUUAUACUGAACUACUUGGAAUGUUGAGUGUUACUAUUGAAGCAUUACUGGCAGUUCCUCAAGUAAUUACUAAUUUCCAAAAUGGAUCAACUGAAGGAUUGUCACUUGUAUUAAUCGCUACUUUUGUUCUUGGUGAUACACUCAAGACAGCUUAUUUUGUUUUCAAACAAUUACCAUAUCAAUUUGUUUUUUGUGGAGCCUUCCAAAUAUUUGUUGAUAUGAUCAUGGUAAUACAAAUGAUUUACUAUAACUUUGUGACUAGGGGUAGUGCUUAUGCCAACAAGUUCCAAGAAGUUGACAGUAUUGGUGAGUUGGAGGAUGAAGAAGAAGAAGAAGAGGAAAUCAAUCUUGAGAGCGUUUCUGAGAGCAAAGACCAAAUUGCUGAACAAAUAGAAAACCUUGAGGAACCUAUUAAAACAGAACUAGCAACCCAGGAGAAAACUGAAUCUAGCAAUAAUAAGGAAAGUGAAUCUGUAUAA